Penicillium maclennaniae is the source of this 762-nucleotide messenger RNA. RefSeq lists its product as uncharacterized. Bases 1 to 762 code for a protein of 253 amino acids. NCBI's taxonomy places the organism in Eukaryota, Fungi, Ascomycota, Eurotiomycetes, Eurotiales, Aspergillaceae. Gene Ontology annotation, cellular component: nucleus; cyclin-dependent protein kinase holoenzyme complex. Gene Ontology annotation, molecular function: cyclin-dependent protein serine/threonine kinase regulator activity; protein kinase binding. The record is from RefSeq and is a predicted model, not a curated record. Gene Ontology annotation, biological process: regulation of cyclin-dependent protein serine/threonine kinase activity. The transcript has a single exon.
AUGCGCAUGCUGUCUGCCCAGCGGGUCUUCCAGACCGGCAGUGGCCAGAUUUACCGUAUGCUGACAGUUGCUCUUUUGCUAGGAAGCAAGUUUCUGGAUGACAAUACCUUCCAGAACAAGUCUUGGGCAGAAGUGAGCAACAUCCCUGUGUCCGAGCUAAACAAGAUGGAGUUGGAGUGGCUCUUCGCCUUCGACUGGAAGAUUCACGACCGCAUCUACGACCAGCAGGAUGGUUUUGCCUCGUGGCGCCGACACUGGGAGACUUGGCGGACCAAGGCCAAUGUCCGGGCUCAGCAAGAGUCUCGCCAGACUCUGAAGCCCCUCGACACUAACCUCGUUCGACACCAGGCCGUCUCUAAGCCUCUCAUGUCCCCCGAAGGCCCUAUUCCACCCCAAUACCAGCGCAGUUCUCAAGUCGAGAGCUCCUGGCUCAACCCCACUGCCUCUGAGUACUCUCCUCCGUCCGCUCCCAACAGCGGUCCUAACACGCCGGACUAUUACCCGGUUGGUUCUUGGGCAUACUCGAAUCCUCCGCCGCCCUACUCCCGAGCCUGGAUUCCACCUCCUCAAUACUUGGCUCCCUCCGUGUCCCGCUCGCAGCCUCCGUCUUACCACCACACUCCGGCGUACAGUCUCCCAUUCGCUCAGAGUGCUUGGACUGGUCACGGCUCAUCGUGUGGCUGCAUGUACUGUGCCAAGCAUAUGGAGCAUUACAUGUGCAACAGCGCCUUCCCGGCACUGCAGCCUAUCGUUGCAGGCUGA